Messenger RNA from Neolamprologus brichardi, 6220 nucleotides. RefSeq names its product G protein-coupled receptor kinase interacting ArfGAP 1 (gene git1). The record is from RefSeq and is a predicted model, not a curated record. Gene Ontology annotation, biological process: regulation of ARF protein signal transduction; synaptic vesicle recycling; regulation of G protein-coupled receptor signaling pathway. Gene Ontology annotation, cellular component: neuron projection; synapse; postsynapse. NCBI's taxonomy places the organism in Eukaryota, Metazoa, Chordata, Actinopteri, Cichliformes, Cichlidae. Gene Ontology annotation, molecular function: GTPase activator activity; small GTPase binding.
UGAGCGCGAGCGCGGAUACUGUCAGGUAAAGAGCUGCCGUCUCUCGGUGAGUUGCAGGCAAUGCAGGGAACAGAUGUACUGUAGCAAUAUUCCGAGAUGAGAUCCUUUAUACAAACAGAUUAACUAUGUUCACAUAACUUGGAUCCAGCCUCGGAGUUCAUCAGCGAACGUGAGCGAACAGACCGCUGGAAUUAACGGGAAGCUCAGUCGUCGUCAGCUGGCCGGGGGAAAAGCCGAUCAUACCACCCGGCUUCCGGGGAUUCAGGGGCCGCAUCGGUUGACGGCAGACGUCGGUCUGUAGCUCGGGGGGGAAGACGGGCGAAUAUUCACAUCAUCGCCGACAUCCACUUCUCCGUUUCAUCCACUUUCGAGAUGUCGAGAAAGCUACAAAGAACAGAAGUCUGCGCUGACUGCAGUGCGCCAGACCCGGGCUGGACCAGUAUCAACCGAGGGGUCCUGAUUUGUGAUGAAUGCUGUUCGGUCCACCGCAGUUUAGGCCGCCAUAUCUCUAUAGUCAAGCACCUGAGGCACAGCGGAUGGCCUCCCUCCCUACUGCAGAUGGUUCAGACCUUGGCCAGUAACGGGGCCAACUCCAUAUGGGAACACAGUCUCCUGGACCCGGCUCAGGUGCAGAGUGGCCGCAGGAAACCGAACCCCCAGGACAAAGUCCAUCCCACCAAGUCAGAGUUCAUCAGAGCCAAAUACCAGAUGCUCGCAUUCGUGCACAAGCUGCCCUGUCGUGAUGACGACGGCGUCACCACUAAGGAUCUCAGUAAGCAACUUCAUUCAAGCGUGCGGACGGGGAGUUUAGAGACGUGUCUUCGGCUCCUGUCCCUCGGCGCUCAGGCCAACUUCUUCCACCCGGAGAAAGGCACUACCCCACUUCAUGUGGCAGCCAAGGCAGGCCAGAUCUUGCAGGCUGAGCUGCUCGUGGUGUAUGGUGCUGACCCUGGAUCGCCUGACAUUAACGGACGCACACCAAUGGACUAUGCUAGGCAGGCGGGCCAUAUAGAGCUAGCAGAGCGUCUGGUAGAGUGUCAGUAUGAGCUGACAGACAGGUUAGCCUUCUACCUGUGCGGUCGGCGUCCAGAUCACAAGAAUGGCCACUAUAUCAUUCCUCAAAUGGCAGACAGAGCUCGUCCUAAGUGCCCGACACAGAGUCUGGACCUCUCAGAACUGGCCAAGGCUGCCAAGAAGAAGCUCCAAGCGCUCAACAAUCGGCUGUUUGAGGAGCUAGCAAUGGACGUCUAUGACGAGGUGGAUCGCAGAGAAAAUGAUGCAGUGUGGCUUACGACCCAGAACCACAGCACUCUGGUAACAGAACGCAGCGCAGUCCCUUUCCUACCAGUCAAUCCUGAAUACUCUGCAACGCGCAACCAGGGCCGCCAGAAGCUCGCCCGUUUCAACGCCCGGGAGUUUGCUACCCUCAUCAUUGACAUUUUGAGUGACGCCAAAAGGAGACAGCAGGGAAAAGGUCUUAGCCCUACUGACCCGCUGGACCUGGGCAUCGAUGAUGACCAGCACGACUACGACAGUGUAGCUUCUGACGAGGACACGGACAGCGAGCUCACCACCCAGAACAACAACAACACGCAACGUAGCAACCGUGCAAAGAGUAUGGACUCCUCAGACUUGUCAGAUGGUCCCAUCACCCUGCAGGAGUAUCUGGAGGUGAAGAAGGCUUUGGCCUCCUCAGAAGCUAAGGUGCAGCAGCUGAUGAAGGUUAACAACAACCUGAGCGAGGAGCUCCGGCGGCUACAGAAGGAGAUCACCCGGAUGCAGACAGAGAACAGUGCGCUACGGAGGGGCCAGCAGGCUGGGGGAGCAGCUGGCCAUGGGGUAGGGGGACCUGGUGGAGGUGGGGGAACAGGAGGCCACUGGGCAGUGGGGGGGAUACGAGGCGGAGUGGGUGGAUUUGGGCCAGGAGGGGACCCACCGGUGCUUUCGGUGCCCUCCUCGGCCACCCCCCACUCCCACCCUCACCGGAGGGAACGCCAGGCCUUCUCAAUGUACGAGCCAGGGGCGGCCCCCGGCCCCACGGCCCACGGUCCCCCAGUCCUGGACUCCCUAGCGCCCCGCCUGCAGCCCCUCAACACAGCCAGCGUAAGGAAGGGCGGCUCAGGGAGUCCAUAUCUGUCUGGAUCUGCAGAGAUGGGUAGAUACAUGGUCCCUAAACCAGAGAAGCACGGCAGUGGCACCGACAGCGACUACGACAACACACAACUGUACGACGCCUCAGUAAGUAUGGGCCGCAGCAGUGAAGAGGAAGGCCGUGGGGAGCCUGAGGAGGGUGGGGAGGGGGGUGAGCCAGACCCCACCUUACCCUGCACAGAGGACGUCAUACUGAAGACUGAGCAGGUGACUAAGAACAUCCAGGAGCUGCUCAGGGCCGCUCAGGAGUUCAAACACGACAGUUUUGUGCCGUGUUCUGAGAAGAUCCACUCUGCUGUCACAGAGAUGGCUUCACUUUUCCCCAAACACCCAGCACUGGAUGCAGUCCACUGUUCUCUCCGCCUGUUGGCUUCCAGUGCCUCGCGACUGCAGGUGGAGUGCCGUAAGGCGGCGCCUUCUGAGCCUGGCGCUCCUGCAGUAGACUACCAGCUUCUCACUCAGCAGGUCAUCCAGUGCGCCUACGACAUCGCCAAGGCUGCCAAGCAACUGGUCACAAUCACCACUCGUGAGAAGAAACAGUGACCCGACAAAAGAAAGAGAGAGGAUCAGUGCAUGUGCGGUAUAAAGUGGGAUGGGAGGGGGCUUCCGGGAGAGGGAGAAAGAGGGAGGGGCAGGGGGUGGGAGGGGAGAACGAUCACACUACAGGAUGAAGGGUAAGGAAUUGAAGUGACGGGGGAGCAAGGCUGACAUGAGGAAGAGAAAAGAGAAAGGAAGGGAAUUGGUUGGAAGCAAAGCAGAGGACGUUUGUAUGAUAGAAACACUACAGUGAAUGGAAAAAAAUUCCACAGGCGUGGAAGCGAAAGUAGGGAAGGACGAAAGGAAGGAGCCAACACGGGAACCACAGCCCGCAGGGACCUUAGCAGACUGUUGGAAUGGGAUGUGUACCAUAAACUGCUCAAACUGUGACGAGCAUACGUGUCAUAGACUGCUUUAUUUAUUCUCACUUGUAACUCAUCGUCACUCCUUCUCCCACUUCGGGAGGGAGGCAGCGUAUGCUCCGAGAGAGAAGUAGAUAGACCAGCCUCCACGCCAUCGCAGUCCCUCCGUCCUUACGAGGAAUCGGGUUGUCCUUCCUCCUCUUCUUUCCUCUCUCUAAAGAAGAGGGACCCCGCACCCCCACGCUGUCCCAGGCUGGAUGAGCGUCCGGUGCAGAGAAGGACCUGCAGCCCACUCAGUCUGAUUCCCACACUUUCUUCCACAUGGGGGUAAGCAUUUACAGGAGGGGCUCCAGCUUUUUUUUUUCUUUUUUUUUUUAUUAAACCCAUCACCUUCCCUUUCUUUUGGUGGUACACAGCAUGAUGUGGCAUGUUUUCCUUUCUUUCCUCUCCUUUUUUUGCCUUUUGAAUGUGCAGGUCUGUUUGGUCUGACAGAAAUACUUUUUUCUUUUUUUACUGACUUACGGAAACAAAAACCCUUACACUGGAAUAAUUGUGAUUUAUUGUUAUUGUUGUUGUUUUUCUUGCCUAUUGUUUUUGCUUUGUAUUGAUAAUUUUACUGACUGUCAUUUUUUAUUUUAUGUAUGUUUUUUUUCCUUGUCUCAUUUAGUUGAAUAUGGAGACAGGUGGGAGUAUGUGUUAACCUCUUACUGGGAUUUAAGUCUACAUGCACACAAACAAACAAACACACGAAUCAGCCUGUGAAAAAAAGGUCCUCGACAUUUCUCAAGCGCUCCUUUUCAAAGACAGUUGAGUUUUUAUUACAUUUUCCUUCAUGUGAUAUAUACAUCUUAUGGCCGUGGGGUGUUGAACAGUUGCCAAAGGCAUGGUGCAUUAUGACUGGACCAGGAUCACAACUGCUCCUCCUUCAUGUCCUCAGCUGUCUUUUUUUCCCCUCUUUCUUUGCGCUUGAUUUCUCUUACUGUUCGCCUCAUUACCAGAGCCAGUGGAAUCAUCUCAGAAUCACCUUCGUAAUCAUUUUUUCGCAGUCCCAAGCAGAAUAAUAAGAACAUCUGGUUUCCACAUGGAGGAUUAAGCCCCAGUCUUCCUCAAAAAGUGCUUAUGUGGCACGGGUGCUUUACUUGGUAACUGUUGAGUGUCAUUAAGCGGACACACUGGUGUGUCGGGAGUUGAGCUUUAAAAGUAGACCUGUGGAGAAAAAACAAAAGCACCAGAUCUGGCAACCAGGAUCACAGAUAGCAUUCUGAGGUGCACUUGAUUUAGUUUGCCAAGUAUUAUUAUGUUGUUGUUGUUUUUUUUUUACCCUUGAGACUGUUUGACAAGCUUCUGUGGAAGCCUGCGAGCAGUUUUCUGUCACAGCCUGCUGAUCUGGGCCACAGAAGUUGUCUCUUUUUAGCCAUCUGCCUUUCUGCAGACAGCGUUGGGAACAAAACUCAGUUCAGUUCAACCGACUUAUGUCAGUCGCGUACUGUGCCGAACAAAACUGGUCAUAUCUGUAAACACGUUGGGAACUUCUGGGAGGACUGUCCUCUUUCUUUUUUUUCUCUCUCUCUCUCCCUUUUCAUUUUUUUUAAAGUUAAGAUUCUACUCUAAAACCUUCACCAGUGCUCCAGCAGCGGGUUUCCUCGGUAACAGAGAGAUUUCCUCACUUCGCUCUUUUGUGUAAUCUCAGCGUUCAGUUACUCACCUGAAACACUGAAGGAUCAAACCACAGUCACAUCUCAGUUUGUGUCUUGUAUUGCUGCCUUUUAUUUUUCCCCACAAGAUGACAAAUUGGCUCCAAACACCUUGAGGUAAUGCCUCAUCAUUUCUGUCCACUCCCCCCUCCCCCCGGCAAUAUUUUAUGGUUUAUAUAUAUAUUUUUUAAAUCUUUUACUCUGAUCACUACGUGGGAUUUCAGUCCAUGUCCCCUCAGUCUUUGACAUAGUUGCACACAUGUCUCUGCAUGGGAGGGAAACUUGGACUGUGCGUUGAAAAACUCUUGAAAUGUAUCAUUGUUUAAUAUUGAAUGCCUUUGCACAUCGUCAUCAUCAUCUCUUGUAUGACUGGCUGAGUUGCGGUGAUCUCGUACUGACUGCUGAUACAACAAAAAUACUACCACACUUACACACACACACACCAACACACACAGGGGGCCAGCAAGAAGAACGUGUCCCCUUUAAUCAUGAUUGCCCAUGUUUUAGUCUAGAGCCAUAUAUAUAUAUAUAAAUAUAUAUAUGAACGUAUAUUUUUCAUGCUAUAUUUUAUAUUAAGCUGUAGUUUUUGUUUGUGAGAUAUUUAUAUAUUUGUUGGCCUAAAUGGGCUUCAGGCCAUGACCUCUGUUCACCAAGUCCUUGCUCACCUCUUAAGUCUCGGCACCUGAUGUACUUGGAGUUGUUCAAAUGUUUUGAGGUUACGGUGUGGUGUUACUAUGUAGUCAUAUUGUACAUAUUAACGAUCCUGCUCGUAUCCAUGGGAAGAUGGGAAUGACAACGUGUCUCCUUUGAUCUUAGUUGCACUAUUUUAACACCUGCUGGAUGACGUAGGAUCUGCAGUGUUUACUGCACUCUCCCAAAGGUCUUAGCUCAAGUACAUUGGGUGCAGGAUUGGAUUUGGCAUAUGGAAAUAUGGGUGGGGGUAUGGUCUGAAGCACACUUGGGCUUAACACUACAGUCAUCUCAAAAGAUCACGAGGAGGGGGGAGGGGGUCUUAAAAACGCACAUGGCCCAGUCCUCCUCUGAGUUAGUGGACACUACAUAGGGUGCCUCUAGUGUGAAUGUUUAAUGCUCGUGUCAGUUUUGUCACACUUUGCAGACUUUAUAUGCCUUCAUUCUGUUCAGAAUUUAGCACAUAGACAACAUCAGACACUCACCCUUAUCGGUUGGACCAAGCCAUGCACAGGUACAAACAUUGACUCUUCAGCCAGACUUUAACACACACACACGCAUGCACACACACAUCAGAUUCUCAGCCGUGACAGUGCACUGUAGCCUGUGCUGUCGCAUUCCUGUGUUUCUUCACAGCUCAACAGUUUGGGAGAUGGGAGAGUUAUCUUUUAACAGAAGACAAUUAAGAACUGUAAAGUAGGGAAAACAACGACUUCAAAAGGUCAAUCGUAAUGGAAACUCAUAAGCUGUACAUUUGUAAUAAAAUAAUAAAACAAUUUAAUUGUC